Dermacentor silvarum is the source of this 5576-nucleotide messenger RNA. RefSeq names its product alpha-2-macroglobulin-like. The record is from RefSeq and is a predicted model, not a curated record. The transcript is spliced from 34 exons. Lineage: Eukaryota; Metazoa; Arthropoda; Arachnida; Ixodida; Ixodidae. Gene Ontology annotation, cellular component: extracellular region. The coding region runs from base 397 to 4929 and encodes 1510 amino acids. Gene Ontology annotation, molecular function: endopeptidase inhibitor activity.
UAUUUUUCCUCGGCCGCGAAACGUUGUAGAGCUCUAUGCAUGUGGCAACACAUUCUACGCUAAAAGCAAUAUGCAGUUCUUUGUGCCAGAUAAAAACGUUGCGCGCCCGUGGCGGUCGACAUUUGACACAUGUGAGAUAGGACAGAUGGCCGCUAGGGAUAUGCCUCCUCCGCUGGGCACCGUUCUAGUGGCCGUGCUUCUCUCACGCAUUCUCGCUAUCUUCAUUCCUUUCUCACUUUUCACCGCAACCGCGCAGUUUCGUACGACUCUGACCGGCCGGCUCGGGAGUACUUUGUACGUGCUACAGCAGAGGCCAGCGGUCCACCGAGAGCGUCCAGUAGAACUCGUUUUGUUUUAAAUCCGGUGCGUCGACCUAGCCCCCGCGCCGAGUUCACGAUGCUCCGAUGGCUGACGCAUUUGACGAUCAGCUACUGCGUCUUCGGAUGGAACAAUGUUGGAGCUGCCAAGAAACCAGCGUUUCUUCUCACCACACCUUGGUCUCUCAUGCCUGGAGAGAAUCAAACACUGGCAUUCAACGUCUUCAAUGCACCAAGCAGUGGUCAUAUCACAGUUAGCCUUGUGGCAACAUCUGUUGGUGUUUUGUCCAAUGUUUCCUUACAAACUGAUGGAGACUCACCUGAAAUAUUAACACUACCAGUUCCAAAGCAUCUUCCUGUGAGCACUGUGCUCCAGGUUUCAGGAAAAUUUGGCAGUUAUGCCUUUGAGAAAACAGUGCCUGCCAUGAUUAAGGAAACGGACAAAAGGCUUGUCGCCAUUAUUCAGACUGAUAAGCCCAUCUACAAGGCAGGGGAAUUGGUUCGAUUCCGUGUCCUUGGAAUUGACUUCAGGAAGCUUCCACUUGCAGAGCAUGUAGGUCAAGUUUGGAUCGAGAACCCAAUGCACUUCAAAAUAGCCCAGUGGCACAAUGUGUCCUUCUCUGCUGGUAUUCUACAACUGGAAGUGGAACUCUCCCAUGAGCCACAGUUGGGGGAGUGGUCAAUCUGCUGCCAAAUCUCUGACCAUCUGACUUGUCGGCCAUUCCUAGUGGGCAAUUAUGCACUGCCCAAGUUUUCUGUUCAUCUCACUGCACCACCAUAUAUUUUUCCUGAGGAGUCUAAUAGCACCUGGAAAAUAUGUGCAAGGUAUAUCUAUGGCAAGCCUGUGCAGGGACAGCUCAGAGCUCAGCUCACAUAUAAACGCUUCCCCUGGACUUCCGAGUUAAAGAAGGUGCUACCCAGCAUUGACAUUGAUGUACCGAUUAGAGGUUGCCAUGAGUUUGAGGUCAAUGGCAAUCAUCUCCUCUUUGCCAAUAGGGAUAUCAAUCGUCGUCCUCUCAUUCUUACAGCAGAGGUUGCAGACAGUGCUACAGGGGAGGCAGUGUCCGCCAACAUCACAAAAGAGUUUGUCUGGUCACCAUUCACAUUGGAAUUUGUCACGAAGCGCUCCGUACCCAACUUCAAGCCUGGGCUUGUCUAUAGAGGACUGGUUCGGGCGAAAUAUCCUGAUGGCACAGCUGCCUCUGGAAAGCGAGUCAGUAUCUGCUUCUCUGCAUCAUCGCUGCCAACUGUCCGCUGCAGCGCACGCAGGAAACCACAGUGCCAGCGUGUGUCAUCCACUGAUGAUGUUGCGACGGGGUGCAGAGACUACGAAACAGAUUCUCAUGGGCAAGCUCACUUCUCUGUUCCAGGACUUCGUGGUACCUUGAACAGUGUUUCACUGACGGCUACAUCUGAUGGCGGGUUAUGGAAUAAUCCUGUAUCACGAGUUCACCUCCGAGCCUGGACCUCCAUGUCAGGACGCUAUUUACACAUAUCAGAUCCAUCAGAGAAGCUUGCGUGUGACAGAAAUAGUUCCAUUUUAUUUUAUCAUACAAAACUCAAAAACCAUCCUGAAGGAGUUACCUUCUAUUAUCAGGUUGUGUCUGGACAUAAAGUUGUGGACAAGGGCACACUGUCACCAAGGCGUUCGUGGGAUGACAUAGCCGACCGAAUUCCACUUGACUCUUCAUCAAGCAGCAUGAGAGUAUCUGGGUACUCUGUAUCCAUGUUUAAUUUGACAGUGAGGCUUGGCUGGGGCCUGUCAUCCACUGCACGUCUGAUGGUGUACUAUGCGCACCCCAACGGAGAGGUCAUUGCAGACUCUGUCCCACUGGAGUUCGAACCGUGCAGCCCAAAUGAGGUGCUCCUAAGUUUUGCUGCAAAGUCUGUUCAGCCUGGGAUGCCAGCAGCAUUGAGUCUCUCGGCUGCUCAAGGCUCUGUGUGCGGUAUGUGGGCACUAGACCAGGGUCUUCUGGAGAAGACAGUGGAAGAUGAGCUCACACCAGAGAAGCUGCACAAGUUGUUGAGCCCUCUGGAAGCCAAGCCUAAUCGUCCAAGUGUUCUAAAAGGUCAUUGUGUCCUGAAUGAAGAGAACUGGCAUUUUGCAGGGCCCACAUUAUUUCUUGACUCAGCUGCUGCCUUUGAGGAGUCAUCAAUGCAAGUAGUCACCGACAUGAAGGUCAAUGUUCGUCCUUGUUGGGAGGAUGGUGGGAUGUGGACUCCAGAACAUGGUGCACGGACAGGCAUCGAUGACGAAGGGGAUGGUGAGAUUGCAGACCUAGCUCCAGCAACUGCAGUUCCAAAGUCAGCAGUGGACAUCCGAAGCCAUUUUCCCGAUACCUGGCUGUGGGAGCUGCACCGCAUUGAAAGUGCUGCACCACUCAACCUGAGCCGAGAGCUUCCCCACUCUGUAACCAAAUGGAAAGCUGGCGCUCUCUGCCUGCACCCGUCUCAUGGUUUGGGCAUGGCUGCAGACACCUUGAGCGCAGUGCAGCCCUUCUUCAUCCAGCUGUCCCUCCCUGCUGUCGCCAUACGUGGAGAGACAAUUCCCAUUACUGCUUCGUUGUUCAACUACCUCAGAUCAUGCAUCCCUGUCAAGUUUGGCGUAAUUGCAGAUGCCAACUGCUUGAAAGUAAUUGGCAACCCGCAGAAGCGCUUUUGCUUGUGCAGUGAAGAGACCAUUUCAUUGAGACUUUAUGCAAGGUCUGACUGUUUAGGUCCAGUCAAUAUCACUGCUCAUGCAUUGGGCCUCUCCAAAAACGACUCCAUUUGUGAGCCCGGAAGCGUCACGGAAACUAGAACAGCUCGAGAUGCGCUGCGUAAGAGCCUUCGUGUUUUGGCAGAAGGAACAGCAAGAGAAAAGUCAGUCUCUGAAUACAUAUGCCUAAAAGCUCCUACAAACAGUACGAAAAAUCAUAGUUUCAUCCUGAAGCUUCCUGGCAAUGCCAUUCAUGGCUCCUCUAAGGGUGUGUUCACAGUGUCAGGUGACAUUCUAAGCCCUGUCCUGGCAUCUGGUCUAGAGUCCAUUGUCAAACUACCCACUGCCUGUGGAGAGCAGAACCUGGCAAUCUUGGCCACGAAUGUUGUGGUGCUUGAUUACCUGAUCUCCUCAGGACACUUCAGCCACCCGUUAGAGGCCAAGCUCCGGAGAAACAUUGUCACAGGCUACGAGCAGCAGCUCAACUACAGGCAUUCAAGCCAUGGCUACAGCGCUUUUGGCAGCGCAGAUCCUGAGCCAAGCUUGUGGCUGACGGCAUUUGUUGUCCGAACCUUUGGAAAAGCUCGCCAGUAUGUUUCCCUCGAUGAAACCGAGCUGAGUUUGAGUACACAAUGGUUGCUUGGUCACCAAUAUGACACUGGCUGCUUCCCAUCAGUUGGCCGUGUCUUGAAUUCUCAACUCAAGGGUGGUAUUCAAGGAACGUCGCUCUCACCACUGACAGCCUAUGUUUUGAUCUCACUGCUUGAAACCAAUGCAACACUAUCACCACCUGUACAAGAUGCGGCUGCUCACUGCCUUGUCGAAGAAACUGCCCAAGAGCAGGACAGCUACUCAUUGGCACUUCAUGCAUAUGCCUUGGUCCUUUUAGGUCAUCGCAACGCACAGCAAACUUUUCACUUACUCUGGAGCCGAGGUGAAUUGGAAGUGGAUGGUACGCUGCACUGGAGUCGCAAUGUAUCUUCAGCAGUGGCAGUAGAGACAAGCGGCUAUGCCAUCCUUUCUUGCCUGACGCUGCACAAGGAAGCAGGUAUUCCUUUAGCCCUGCCUGCAGUGCAGUGGCUACUCAAGCUGAGAAACAACAAGGGAGGAUUUAUAUCCACACAGGACACUGUUAUAGCAAUGCAAGCUUUGGCUAAAUAUGCCAAGAUGGUCACACUACCAGAUACACGUUUGACACUGAGAGUAUCAGCUCAACACAUGGAGCCCACGAACCUCCAUGUGGAGCCGGCUAAUGCAAUGCUGCUUCAGGAGAUGCCCAUUCCUGUACUACCCACAACUCUCGAACUCAAUAUCACUGGAAAGGGCUGUGCCUUUGUGCAGGCCACUGCAAAGUUCAACGUUCCUGCACCGGCAAAUACAAACAACUUCGAUCUCUUGGUAGAACCAUCUCACACCGCCUGCAAGCCAAAGCUAAAGCUCUGUGCAAGUUACCUUCUAUCUUGGGGCAUGUCUGGAAUGGUGAUAAUACAAGUCCACCUGCAGACUGGAUUCCGGUUUAGCAAGGUAACAGAUGAUCUAGAAGUCAAAAAGAUUGAAGAAGAAAUGAACAAAGUGAACCUCUACUUUGAUGAGCUAAGCAACAGGAGGACAUGUGUGACCUUGGUGUUGACUCGGGAGUAUGUAGUGCGGGAUAAUCUGCCAGCAGCAGUAAUUCUGCAAGACUACUACGACCCUGAAGCGAUCGUGCUAAGGAACUACACAAUUCCCAGUUGUGAGAGAGAUGAACAAGAUAUUGUCGACUUGCAAUUGCCUUUGCGAUCGGAUGUGUUGCAGGAAGGUGUUCGUUCAGAAGGAGCUCAUCUUAGCAACUUCCGGAAUGUUGAUCAUGAGCCAGACUUUCCAGAUGGCCCAGAAGCAAACUUGCCUGUAACAGUGCCAGCUCCUGAGAAUUGAACAGGAAAAAGUCAUCACAUAUGUGCCAAAAAUUUUAAUGUCUUAGGAACUCGCACCAUAUGCUCCUCCUCAAAUCCCAAAGGAGAAAAGGUCACCAUUGAGCAAAUUUUUUCACUGAGGAACUUGCAUUGUGCUAGAGAAUUGUUUUGUUGAAUUUUUGUUCUGCUGUUUUACAUUAUGAAUUCUGGGUGGAACAGGCUGGGCAAAGAAGUCAAACUGUUUCCUUAACUAAACUCUUACAGGAACCUUUGUAGCCCCUGUGCUAAACAGGCCAGACUGAUACCCUGCCAAUUUCGGUUAGCUUUAAUGGUAUUUUUUGCAAAAUAUGCAUGGAAUUGUGUCAAGAUAAUAUGGUAGCUACUAAAAAUAGGCCAUCUUGCAAGUAAUAAGGAUCUGCGACGUGAGGUAAUGUUGGCUCAUUGUUUUGCUACAUCUCGCUAACAUAGAAACAUCAUAUUCUAGACCUUUAAUUUUGAAAGAAACCAAGCUAUAGAAAUUCAGCGUGAUAACUGAAACAAAUAGGUAGGUCAUCAUUAUGUAGCAUAGCUUUCCUUGUUUACAAGCUAUGAAGUGCAGGGCAGGUGCACAUAUUUGUUUGGAAUUACGAUUGAGACAUUCAUUUAAAAUAAAAAAGAAAAGACUAUGCA